AUGCUAGAUGUGUUUGUGGGUAAAAAAUUCUACAUAUAAAUGCCUUAUGCACUUAGAUCAUCUUUAUUAUCCAUCACAGUAUCAUUCAUACUCAUAAAUGGCCCUUCAAUUGCACUGUUAGUGUUACAGAUUCAAGUAAUUUCCAUCAAGAAUAAAUUGGCAUAGACAACUGACUAUUUUAUGAUAAAAGCAUUUGUUACAGACCCGGGAAUUAUUCCCGCUCGUCUUUGGGGAGGGAUACUCCCAGCUAAAUACAAAAGCGUAGAUGUAAACUAUACUUCUUUCUAUAUUAAGUGUUACCACCAAGAGUCUCUCAUUGUAAUGCUUGUAAUAAUUGUGUACUAUGAUUUGAUCAUCAUUGCCUUUGGCUUGGUACUUGCAUUGGCUUAAGAAACUAUAGUAAAUAUGCUCUAUGAUUAUUGGGAUAUGACUAAAGAUCAGAUUUAAGAAGAUGAAUAAUUCUCAAUUAUCUUUUACAAAUUCCUAGAUGAUAUAGCCUUGAAAGAUACACUAUAAGUAUGUGUUGUCUUUCUAGGGUUCUUACAGUUAAUGCUGAUGACAAGGGGAUAACUUGACAAACUUUAGAAAAUGAAGUAGAAAUAUCACGUGAGUUUCAAAGCUGACAAUGUGCAAAUGAUCAAACCUCAAAUGAAUAACCCUUAUAUACAUUCUGAUUAUCUUGGCACCAAUCAAUCUAAAUAGUUAAAAAAUCUCACAAUAUUGAAUGUAAGAAGAAGUAUGAUGUCUUAAGGGAAUGCUGACUUAAAUAGAAGCCAGUCAUCAGAUUCAGAUAACAUUUCAAAUCAGAUCAGAAAUAAUUUUAAGAAAUAUGCAAUAAACUAUGAUACGAAUGAAGAAAUAGAUGAUAAUGAGAGUACAAACAUCUUUGAUGAAUCGCCUAGAAAAAAUUCAAUUAAAGGGCCGGAGAUAAAAAUAAAGCAGUAUAAAAGAAGUGCUGAAAAAAAUGUAACGAGAGCGAGUAAUAAGUAUUCUACUGCAUAUAAUUACAAACUAAUGAAAAAUUGA
Messenger RNA from Stylonychia lemnae, 1026 nucleotides. NCBI's taxonomy places the organism in Eukaryota, Ciliophora, Spirotrichea, Sporadotrichida, Oxytrichidae. The record is from the annotation of a GenBank genome assembly.